Caenorhabditis remanei is the source of this 789-nucleotide messenger RNA. RefSeq lists its product as uncharacterized. The record is from RefSeq and is a predicted model, not a curated record. The coding region runs from base 1 to 789 and encodes 262 amino acids. Lineage: Eukaryota; Metazoa; Nematoda; Chromadorea; Rhabditida; Rhabditidae. The transcript is spliced from 5 exons.
AUGUCUGACAUGAGAUCAGAAUCUGAUUCCAAAUGGCCAAGAUUCUUCAGAGGAAAGUCAGUGGAAGGUUUCUGGAAAUUCAACAGAAAGCAACAAACUUCCACAGGUGAACUCUGUGGAUCACCAACUUCUGAAGUCAAAUGGCGCAGCAGAAGCACUCGAUCUCAUUCCACCGAUGCAACCUUCCAAUCAUCCCGGACCGAUUCGUUUAUUCAACUCAUGCACACUGGUAUGGAUCAAAUUCGAGAAGGAAUGCGUAUUUUUAGAGCACGAGCCAGGAGUAUGCGACCAACUUCAAGACCGCCACCGUCACCAAGAACUCGCAGAGCCAGGUUCUCUAAUGGAAGCACCAACAAUGUUCAGAAACCAGUGGAUAAGGAUGUGGACAUCCAUCAUGAAAUUCCACUUGCAACAACAGAACCUUCCUUCAGUCCAGAACCUCGCAAUAAUGUUGAUUCCCACCAGAUUAUGACCAGAACCGUUAGUGUCAAUGACUCAGAUGACCAGAGUUUCGAAGAAAACGGGCUUCGAGAAAUCCGAGAAAGAAAAGUGAUGUUUAAAGCGGCAACUCAAGAACACGUGGCACCAAUUCAUGAGCGAUCCAGUCCAGUUGAAGAGUGGUCAAGUGACUCAAGAGAAAGUCUUCACCUUGAAAUGUCUCGUUAUGAUAAUGUGUCACCCAGUGGCACUAUCACCAGAAGUCAACGCGAGCCCAUUAGCAACCUUUCUCCUGCCGCCCAAAUGCUCUUUUUUGAAUCGUCUCGAGCCAGUCAACUGUUCUCUGCAUAA